UUGAGUUGGUGGAGGGAGGUGCGUGAGAGUGGACACUGGAAGUCUUUUUUGCUGCUUCUUCACAGCUCCUGUGGUGAGAUGGAUGUCAUUUGGCGUGCGUGGAAUAAUUUUCAAAUCAUUUUUGAAUUGUUUCCUCUAACGUGACUUCACAGUGGGCCAACUUUGCAGCCCCAUUCGUCUUCUUGGCCACUCAGCACAUUCUUUUUUCUUUUUUUUUAGGAUACCACAUUGAUUUUUUUUUCCUGCGUGGGGAAUGUGUGCUUAGAAAGAGAAAAAGAGAGUGCAUGCCGGAGGAUGUUGCAGCGAACAGGCCAUGUUGGAUCACUUUGGGGCAGCAGAACCCAGCAGGCGGUACUGACAGCAGCUUGUUGAUGGCACUGCGCACUGGGAGGACUUGGUUCGGACGGGUCUUGCGCAGGGUCUCACGGCUGCAGGGCUCCUGGUCCAGGCGCUCCAGCAGUCUUUUGUGUCUCUCCGCGAACCAGGAGCAGGAUCUGGGCUUCUCCGCGUACCGCUGCCCCAGCCCCGGCGCCCACCUCGGCCACCGUCACCGGAGCGCACCCCUCUGCGCAUCCGCCUCCAGGCGCGGUUCACUCGGCUUCCCUCACCGCGCUCGUCGCACCAUCCCGGGGAGGAACACGAGGGGACAUGAGCCCCUCACUCGCCGGCUCCUGGUGGCCAUGAAGCGGCAAAACGUGCGGACCUUAUCCCUGAUCAUUUGCACGUUCACCUACCUGCUGGUGGGGGCCGCCGUCUUUGACGCUCUGGAGUCCGACUUUGAGAUGCGGGAGAAGGAGCAGCUGGAAGCCGAGGAGAGGCGCCUCCAGGGGAAGUACAACAUCAGCGAGGACGACUACCGCAAGCUGGAGACCAUCAUCAUGGAGGCUGAGCCGCACAGAGCCGGGGUGCAGUGGAAAUUCGCCGGCUCCUUUUACUUUGCCAUCACGGUCAUCACCACCAUCGGCUACGGGCACGCGGCGCCAGGAACGGACGCAGGCAAGGCCUUCUGCAUGUUUUACGCCGUCCUGGGCAUCCCCCUGACGCUGGUGAUGUUCCAAAGCCUGGGCGAGCGCAUGAACACAUUUGUCAAGUACCUCCUGAAGCGCAUCAAGAAGUGCUGCGGCAUGAGCAUCACCGACGUCUCCAUGGAGAACAUGGUGACCGUGGGCUUCUUCUCCUGCAUCGGGACGCUGUGCAUCGGCGCCGCCGCCUUCUCGCACUACGAGGACUGGAGCUUCUUCCAGUCGUACUAUUACUGCUUCAUUACGCUAACAACCAUCGGCUUUGGGGACUUUGUGGCCCUCCAGAAGAACAGGGCCCUGCAGAAGAAGCCCCUCUACGUGGCCUUCAGCUUCAUGUACAUCCUGGUGGGCCUCACGGUCAUCGGAGCCUUCCUCAACUUGGUGGUGCUCCGCUUCUUGACCAUGAACAGCGAGGACGAGCGGCGGGACGCCGAGGAGCGAGCCUCCCUUGCCGGGAACCGGAACAGCAUGAUCAUCCACAUCCAGGACGAGUCCCUACAGCGAGGGCGACGACGGCACGAGCCCCACGGCGAGGAGAUGACCGACCUGCACUCGGUGUGCUCCUGCAUGCACUACCACUCGCACGACUUGGGAUGCGCCUUCUCCCACCGGAACUCACUCAGCCCCGGUCAGUACUUUCACUCCAUCUCCUACAAGAUCGAGGAGAUCUCGCCCAGCACGUUGAAGAACAGCUUCUUCCCCUCGCCCAUCAGCUCGGUGUCGCCGGGCCUCCACAGCUUCACGGAGAAGCACCAGCUGAUGAGGAGGAGGAAGUCCAUCUAGACCAUCAGGAACCAAUGCUGCUCCUUGCCAAAUCUCAUUCCAGCACUUUCCUUUUUUUUGUUUUGAUUUGUUUUGGUUUUCAUGGAGAACAAACACUCCAUUGGGAUGCAAGCAUGAAGCAUGGAUGUCUAUUUUUCCAAGGGAUUAGCAGAUACGCAAACCCAUCAAUGAACUUUGCUCCACACUUGGGGAAAUGCUAUUUUUCAUAACUUGAAGAAGCGUCGCACAGGAUGAUUUUUUUCUACAAGCCAUCAUCAUCAUCAUCAUCAUCAUCAUCAGGCCAAAACAUAUUAGCAUGUGCUUUCUUUUUGUCUCCUGUUUGGAAGGAUCAUGCUGCUGUUCCUCGUGUUCUCCUCCUGUGGAGCGUUUAAACACCGCAUCUCGUCCCCACGUGAGACACCCAACACGUCAAUCUGGGGUGAUCCUGCAGGGAAGCUAACACCUUUGCUAAAGAAUCCAUCACUUCUAUCAAGGAGAUAUUGUCAUGUGAAGUCCUCUUGCUACUUCAGCCCAGCAACAUUCACCUUACCAGUUAAAUAUACCCUCAUGUACGAAAACUGUAGAUUUACACAACCCUUAUUUCCUUUUUAUAUUUUCCAAAGGCCCCCAUUAUGUCCAUUUUUUUUGAGAAGCAACAUAAAAAUGGCCGCCCUAAUUUUAUACCUGCUGUAUUUUAAUUUAUUUUUAUCUUAACGCAGCUUAUGCCGCCCUCUUUUUAUUUACCUCGUAUAUCGCCAAGCAAACGAAAAUAUUGAAAAAGUAUUUCCAUGUAUAAUAUUUUAAAUAAUAAAACUAAAAUAAUACUAUAUUUAAUACAGUGUAUAUAUGUAUUAUUUUUAUUAUUUAAUAAUAAUACAUUAAAGUAUUGAUAUUACCCCCUGAAGAUGGCAUGUGAAUGUGAAUAAAUAACUAAAAUAACCUCUUUGGAGGAGCUAAAUGAAUGUGCUGGUAUAUAAGGGAAGAAAAUAAUACAUGAAAUGAUCCACCUGUAUGAUAAUAAUGAUAGUAUUGAUUAAUAAACCGCCCCCCCACGUAACUACGGUAGUUAUAUAACCCCUGAAAGCGAGCCUGUGGAUGAAACAUGGCCAGAAAAAAUGUGUAAAUAAUAAAGGCUCUAAAGAAAAAAAAAAGGAAUACUUUGUAAAAAUAUAUAAAAUAUAAUGAAUAAUGUCUUGCAGCAGCCUAGUGGAGAACCAAAGUAUGACAUUGCAACAAGAGUAGGUGAGUAUAAAUGGGAAUAAAGCCACCAGAGAUGAUGCUGAUGGAAAGGAAUGAAACGAUGCAGAACUUUAUAGGCAGUAAACAUCAGCAUGAUCCUUUCAGUUGUUGUUAAAGAAGACUGUAUUUUGCUGGAAUUUACGUUUCUUUAAUGUCUUGAAGAGAUGAGCUUUACUCGAGUGCAUCUUAACGUCCCACCUGGUCAAACUUGCCAAUAAUGUUUGCUCUCAGGUUUGAACCAAUCGCCUUCUCCUUCUUCUUUGUUUGGCUUUGCUCCCUAAAUGGACACGAUGUACAUAUCCAUGAUCCUUAUACGGUUUUCCAAGAAAGACUACUGAGGUGCAUCAUCUCGCCAGGCCAAGUCUCCUUUGUAGAUAUCUGAGACCAUUCCGGCCUGUUUUAAAGCCCGAUCUGCCUUUUCUCUCACACAGAAAGCAUGGUGAAAGCAUUUCAAGUGUAUAUUUAUUACAUAAAGUGUAUUGUGUGAACCGAGUAGAGCCUUUUAUAAGUUGCACAAGGCUGACAGCUCCUUUCUCCACCCUUUUAUUGAGAUCUACCCAAUCCAAAACCCACAUUUCUUUGUGGAAAACUCCCAUUGAGCCUCGUGUGCAUCUUGCCUCGUGUCCUCACAGGGAAGACGAGCACUAGCGCUCUAUUUUGACAGACAAAAUGCUCAAAUCUGAUGUAGACACACACACACACACACACACACGGUGUGUGAGAUAAGCCUGUUCAAGCGAUGUUUCAUUAUGGGAACAUACACUGGCUUACAUGUUUGUAUCAAGCUAUGGAAUAUAAAGGCUUACCGUGAUGUUGUACACAUCUGCAAACGUGCCUUGAAGAAAACGGAAGUGGCACAUUUCAACACGUUCAUUUACACUCGUUUCGUGUAUAGUUUGUACCACAAACUCAAAAAAGGAACACAGUGUAUGACCUCUUCAUCACCCCACGCUUACUCACAUGCCGCUUUUUAUUUUUUCUGUUGCAUGGAGGACGACGACGACGACUUCAUACCAACAAAGGAUAUGUCGGGUACAACAAAGGAGUAGUAGGGCCACGCUGGAAAGAAACAACGUAGUGAUGGUGUGAUGGGGUUUAGCAGAACAAAGUUGUCAGGUAUUCCUUAUUUACUCUCGUCAAAUCAUGAGAAGUCUCCUCCCAGUAAAGAAAUACAUAACACCCAACUUCAUUCUCUUGACAUUCCAACCUGGUAACAUGAACACUUUUUUCCUGGUAAAAGUUCGGAACAUUUCCAGUUCAUUCGCCCAACAGUGCAACUUUUUGACUUUUUCCCGUAAGAGUUCAGACUUCAUUUGUACAACGUUGGACUUUUUUCUCCUAACGUUCCGACUUCAUCUUGCUAACCUUACAACUGCCAUGUUUGUCCUGGAACAUGACACCUUUUUCUUCUAAAGUUUUGUCCUCAUGAAGUUCCGACUCCUAUCAUCGUGUCAUUCCAAGUUCUUUCUCCUAACAGUUUGACUUCCUUCUUCUAACGGUGCAACUUGUUUCUCGUCAUAAAACAACUUUACCCUCCGAAAAUCAUGGCACUGUCUUGUCAAAGGUUACGACUUUUUUUCUCGUAAAGUUCCGAUGUCAUCUUUGGAGCAUUACAUCUUUUUUCCGUUACGUUAUGAUCUUUUGCUUGUGAAAUUACAACUUCUUUUGACAAAAUUGUAAUAAUACGACAUUUUCUCCUAAGCUGCAAAGUUUUUUUCUCGUUAAGUUCAGACGUCGUCAUUACAAGUUUUCUCGUAACAUUCGACUUUUCAGAUUUCUGUAGCAGCGCAACUUCUUUCUCGUGACAAACCGAUAUUCUCGUAAAAUUGUGACUUUUUCUCGUAAAAAGCUGUGACCUCAUAUUGGCAACAUUGGGCUUUUUUCUCGCGAAGAUCAGACGGACUUCAUCGUCAAGACAAGUCAAGUCUAACGGCGCCACUUAUUUCCCAUAACAUUUUGACGUUACUCUUGUCGCCGUGCAACUUCUUUCUCGUGAUGAAGCGUGAUUUUACGAGGACCAGAUAUCCUCGUGAGGUAUCCCCACUUUCUCGUAAAAGUUACGACUCCAUAUUUGCAACGUUCAAGUUUUUUCUCAUAAACUUGCGACUUCAUUUUUGUAACAUUACAAUUUAUUUUUUGCAUUAUAUUACUUUUUUUUUUUUAAAUUUUUUUUUUUUUUAAAAAAAGGGAAUAAUAACUACUUUUUCUUCCAAAGUAAUUUUUUUUUUUCUCGUAAAGUUCCGGGUUCAUAUCGUUAUAAUUUCUUUCUUCUAACGUUUAACUUUAUUCUUGUAAUAAACCAACUUUAUCCUCGUAAAAUCAUGACUUUUUCUCCUAAUCAGUUCCAGCUUCACAUCGGUAACUUUGGGCUUUUUUCUCGAGUCUUUCCAACUUCUUUCUCGUAACAUUUGGACUUUUUUCUUGUAAGCGCUUCACAAUGAAGUGAACCCAUUAUUCAUUCCCUCCUGAGUCACACACUAGCUUUGGUAUUCUACAUGCGUAACCACAUGUGCCCCGGGGUAGUCUGACAGAGAUGUGGCUGCCAAUUAGCGCCUACGGCCUCUUCCACCACCACUAAACAUUCAUUCACCUUCAUUCACCAGGGUGGGCAGCACCUUUGUCCCAUUUGGACUUCUUUCUCAUAACAACAAACAUUUUAUACCUUUUUAUUCCCAAUGUUGGCGUUUUUCUUAGCAGUUUGACUCUAAUACUCCUUUGUUGUGUUCUUUCAUCUGUUAGCAAUGCCACAUUUCAACGCAACUUUUGUUUGCGAUUGAACAAACGAUGUACCAUCCAUUCCGUCUUUGAACACAAGGGGGCGACAAAGCUGAGGGUAAAGACAUUUCCGGUUUCCCUUUGCACCUUUGCUUUGACUUUUGGAAAGGGUGUGUGCAUGAUUUGGUGUGGGUGACUCACUGGGUUUGCACAGCCGGGUGAAGCCAUAGCACACUUUAUUAAUAAAACAGACACAAAAGCUGAGCUUCUCAAAGCCUUCUGUCUUCCUCUAAUUUGUUCAAGCCUUUCUGACUCUUUUCAGGCCCAAACCAGCGAAUGUGUCGCCCGAAUGUUUUCCCAUGCAGUGCAGCUGUAGCGUUUUAUCCGGCCCCUCGCUGCAGUAAUUACACUGCCAGCCGCACAAACGUCAGGCAACGCAAAGGGCGACACAAUAAGAGCACAUGCUGAGGGGCUGGUCGGGCCUUCUCGUGUUGGCCAAAGCUGUAAUUUUGCAUCGUAAGCCGAGCCAAGUCGACGACAACACGAUGGAGCUCUGCAAUAAGCAGGUGCACGCACACGCUGCCAAUAUUUCGU
Molecule: messenger RNA, 6332 nt
Organism: Dunckerocampus dactyliophorus (ringed pipefish)
Lineage: Eukaryota; Metazoa; Chordata; Actinopteri; Syngnathiformes; Syngnathidae
Gene: kcnk9
Product: potassium channel, subfamily K, member 9
Exons: 3
Coding region: 285-1805 (506 amino acids)
Biological process (GO): stabilization of membrane potential; potassium ion transmembrane transport
Cellular component (GO): membrane
Molecular function (GO): potassium ion leak channel activity
Source: RefSeq, a predicted model, not a curated record